Macrosteles quadrilineatus (aster leafhopper) is the source of this 1078-nucleotide messenger RNA. RefSeq lists its product as uncharacterized. NCBI's taxonomy places the organism in Eukaryota, Metazoa, Arthropoda, Insecta, Hemiptera, Cicadellidae. The record is from RefSeq and is a predicted model, not a curated record. Gene Ontology annotation, cellular component: nucleus. Gene Ontology annotation, molecular function: RNA polymerase II cis-regulatory region sequence-specific DNA binding; DNA-binding transcription factor activity, RNA polymerase II-specific. Gene Ontology annotation, biological process: regulation of transcription by RNA polymerase II; sex differentiation. The coding region runs from base 206 to 1078 and encodes 290 amino acids. The transcript is spliced from 4 exons.
UACGACCAGUCUCGCCGGGGGAAGUCGUAAACCGGAGUCGCAGUUGGCGAGUCCGCCACACGGCGCGCCACCACCGCCCCUCCACCGCUGCACAGUGCACUCACUCUGAUGCGCUUAACGGUUCACUCAGUAGUGCAAGUGCAGUCGACGACUCGACAAUUGUAAUCAGUUAUCAGUUAUCAGCGUGCUGUGCGAGUGCGAGCCGAUGGGAGGCAACAACAACUACACGGAACUGGACCUCUCGUCUCACGGGCAUAGUCACCCCGGUGGACAGAACUCUCGUACAGCACCCAACUGCGCUCGCUGUAGGAACCAUGAGAUCAUUGUGCAGCUCAAGGGCCACAAGCGCUACUGCAAGUACAUGCACUGCAAGUGUGACAAAUGCAUACUCACCGCCGAGCGACAAAAGGUGAUGGCGAAGCAGACAGCCAUACGCAGGGCCCAGGAGCAAGACAGAGAUAGGUUGAAUAAGGGUCUACCAGUGCCUGGACGUGAAGUCACUCCUCCAUCUACCACAGUCACAGUACACGACAAUGAAGUCUGCUCGCCCGCCCCCGCCUCGACCACCGCGGCGACCAUAGCCUCCGCCGCCGCAGUCAACUCCGCUCCCUCUACACCGCGACGGAUCACCACUCCGCCACCCAGGCGACAACACAAUGCUGCAGAAAUGUGGGAAUCUAUCCUGCAGCUGCUAGACUGGUGCAGAUUGCCUCUCCACACCACACCUCUUCUGCACAUCAUCUUGUCAGAAGUCACUCCCAGUGCGCCUGCAGCCUUCGAAUACUCUAAAAUGUGGGAAUCUAUCCUGCAGCUGCUAGACUGGUGCAGAUUGCCUCUCCACACCACACCUCUUCUGCACAUCAUCUUGUCAGAAGUCACUCCCAGUGCACCUGCAGUCUUCGAAUACUCUAGGAUAAUAGUACUCAAGCUACUGUUAUUUUGUUCCAGCUGCAGAAAUGUGGGAAUCUAUCCUGCAGCUGCUAGACUGGUGCAGAUUGCCUCUCCACACCACACCUCUUCUGCACAUCAUCUUGUCAGAAGUCACUCCCAGUGCACCUGCAGUCUUCGAAUACUCUAG